Molecule: messenger RNA, 1524 nt
Organism: Porites evermanni
Lineage: Eukaryota; Metazoa; Cnidaria; Anthozoa; Scleractinia; Poritidae
Source: the annotation of a GenBank genome assembly
AAUCGUGAAAGUCUUUUUGAAGAAAGUGCAUAAUAUGUCGGCCUGAUGUCGGACGAAGAUUCCAGUGACGACGAACUUUGCAAAAAGGACUUGGAAGAAAGGCUGGCAAACCAGCCGACGCCAGAUGUCGUGGAUUUCCUUCCCGCUUUCAAGGUUCCAAAUGACGAUGAUCAUGAGACUGAUGGGAGAAGCGGUUUGCCAAAAAUUAAGGAAGAGAUUUCCGAUCAAGAACUUAUAGCGACACCGGAAGCCAUGCUUUCAGCGUGUGAAAAUGGAAUAGUUGAUCAUGUACUACAAAUAUUAGAAAAAGAACCCACACUUCUUAACUGUAGAGAUGAAGAUGGCUAUUCGCCGCUUCACAGAGCUUGUUAUAAUGGACAUGCAGACGUGGUGAAAGUUCUUUUACAAAGGGGAGUGGAUUUGCAAGCUAAAACCGAGGAUGGAUGGCAGCCUUUGCAUUGCGCUUGCAGAUGGGGUGAAUAGGCCUUGUUAGUUUGGUUUCACUUUGUACCCACUUCAGACCAAAGGACAAUCUUAAACACCAUUCUUGUGGCGAAUAGGGUUCACUUUGAAAUUUACAGAGAAGCAUCAUGUUACAUUGUCUGAAAUGGGUAGAUAAAGAGUAUACCUAAGGCAUUUUUUGGCUCAGCUGUGGCCAACUUAGUAGCUGUAGUAAGCCAUUUUUAGUUAACAUGUCAAUGCAAUUUCCCCCACCCCCACCACCCCUCUGACCUGAAAGGGGCAGUUUGUAGGUGCAUAAAUAUUUGUGUAAGUGAAAGGUUCUUGUGACCCAGACUGGGUCAUUGCAAAGACUGAAGAGGGAAGGGUGGAGUUCUGCCUGUCUGUGGGAUACACCACUCAAGUAAGAUGUGAGACGUCUUGGUACAUUUACACUUUUCUCUCUACCUCUACUUAACCCUUCUUGUAAAUUCUUUGUUGAAGCCACUAAGCUAUUAUGCUGUUUUCUUAGACAAGGAGCUUGGCACCCAACAAUUAUUAACAUGCAUCCCAGGAGGAGAAGGUACCGGUAACUAUUCUCUUAGUUGCCUCAUGCCACAGGUACCAGGCUUAGAACUCAGGUCAAAUAAACACCCUGUGGCUUGAUUGCACCAAUUCCUCUUUCAGGGAGAGUGUAGUCAAUUUUAGGAGCAGAAUGUAAGAGAGGACAUGGCCACCUUUUGGAACCAUUAGCGUUCUACAGCUGAUUAAGAGAUAAUUUUGACUCAGCCUCUGCUUCAACUCAUUAUUAAUUUAUUAAUCUUGACAGGCAAGACAGAUGUUGCAUCAUUGCUUUUACAGAAUGGUGCUGACAUUAAUGCACAGACCAAUGGAAAACAGACUGCGCUUCAUUUUGCUGCCAGUGGAGUUGGCGGAACCUCAACUUUGCAGUUGUUGCUGUGCAACAGGUGGUUGGAUGCUAGUCUUCUUAACAUGCAGAAUGAAACAGCAUAUGAUAUUGCUAAACGGAGUGGAAGGCACCAUGAACUGUUUGAAAUUGUUGAAGAUUGUAUAAAUGUUAAAUAA